CUGAAAAUGCUCAGCAGUGGACUACAAGGAUUGACUGGAAACAAAUUGCAGCUCAACCAUUGAGAGCAAUAACUGGUGGACGGUGAUAUGAACUGAAAGAUGACAUUGAUGUUCAAGCACGUCUGGCUGCAAUCACUAGAAUAUUGGAUGUUAUGGAGUUGGAAAAAGAGAAGGCAGUAAAUAAAGCUCAAGAAGUGUGCGCUUUAUGUGUUGAUACAAGUCAUAAAACUUUGGAAUGUCCCGCUUUGUCAAUGUAUCAGGAGAAUGGUAUAGAGCAACCUCAGAAUGUAAGUUGGGUGGGUCGACCUCAGAAUCCACCAAUGUCAAACAGUUGAUACUCCAGCAUGGCGGAAUCACGCUAAUUUUUCAUGGAGAAAUUAUCAAGGAAAAUCAAGUCAGCCAGCUGCACCUCCUCAAGAGUAAUUUUCAGCAGUUCCCAUUGAGUCAAUGCCAGCAGCCUUUUCAACCUCCUAAGAUCACUGGAUGAUACAAUUGCUCAGAUGGCCGCCACUUUUCAGCAAUUUAUGGCAAGCCAAAAUGCAACCAAAACUCAUAAUUCUCAGGCCAUUAGUGAAAUCAGAGGCACACUCCGCAAAAUGAUGACCACUCUAAACACUUUAGAGAAGGGUAAAUUUCCAGCUCAAACUCAACCCAACCCGCAAGUGUACAAGAAGUCACAAGUGCAUUCGGUUGAGAAUGAAGAUGUUAAACCAGUGAAAGUUGUUAUCACACUUAGGAGUGGAAAGCAAACUGAGCACGUUGUACCGAGGCCAUUAGCUGAAAAUGAUUCUAAGCUUGAUCAAUUUUUGGAAGUCUUGGAAGAUGUAUUUGAGUCACCUAAAGCACAUGUUGACCAGGGUGGGGAUCAGCAAAAAGAGAUUGAGCCUUUGGGUCAGGAAAUUGAGGAAUUGAGAAAGGAGUAUGUUCCUGCAGCACUAUACCCUCAGAGGUUAUUGUUGGCUACCAAGAGUAAGCAGCAAAAAGAGAUUUUGGAGGCGUUCAAAAAAGUGAAAAUUAAUAUUACGGUGCUGGAGGUCAUUCAACAUUUUCCUUCCUAUGCCAAGUUUCUAAAAGAACUAUGUACAGUGAAGAGACAAUUGAAUGUGAAGAAGAAAGCCUUUUUAGUGGAACAAGUUAGUGCAAUCAUUCAGCGUGAGACUCCUCCAAAGUAUAGAGAUUCAGGUUCUCCUACAAUUUCCAUCAUGAUUGGUGAAUCCCGAAUUGCAAGAGCCUUGCUGGACUUGGGCAACAGUGUGAAUUUGUUGUCAUACUCGCUUUAUGAGCAACUUGGACUGGGAGAGUUAAAGGCAACUACACUUAUGCUGCAGUUAGCCAAUAGGUCAAUCAAGAGACCGAGGGGAGUUAUGGAAGAUGUGCUUGUGAAAGUUGACAGAUUUUACUAUCAAGUUGGCUUUGUAAUUCUAGAUAUGCAGCAGUCAAAUGGCAACAAUUCUCAAGCUCCUGUCAUCCUUGGAAGACCAUUUUUAGCUACGUCAAAUACUUUGAUCGACUGUAGAAGUGGUGUUCUGAAGCUUACUUUUGGGAACAUGGGACUUGAGUUAAACGUUUUCAAUGCUUGCAAAAUGCCGAGUCACUUUGAUGACACAAGUGAUCUGAAUUCUGUAGAAGUCUUGACACCAGCAGAAAUUAAUUAUUUUUCUACACCACUUGAGGCACAAGUUGUAGGCGCUAAAUGGCUGCCCCAGUUUGAGACUCCACCACCACCGGACAUACUUAAAUCUUCGGAGGAAGAAGUUCGCCAGCUGGAACUGAAAUCACUCCCUAGAGAUUUAAAAUAUGUCUUUCUUGAUCCUAAAGAAGGCACUUUCCCUGUGGUAAUUUCUUCGAAGUUAAAUCACAAAGAUAAAGCCCAGUUGCUAGAAGUCUUAAGAAAGCAUCGAGGCGUAAUGGGUGGACACUAGCCGACAUCAUGGGUAUUGAUGUUGCUGUUUGUACCCAAAAAAUCCAUCUUGAGGACGAUGCUAGACCAGUUCGAGAUGCUCAACGUAGGCUCAACCCUACUAUGAAGGAGGUUGUAAAAAAAGAAGUGCUCUAGCUGCUCACAAUGGGUAUCAUAUACCCAAGGUCUUAAAUUUCGAUUUCGACUCAAAUUUUGAAACUCCAAAAGUACGGAAAUUUCGACGGGAAUUUCGAUUUUGAUGUCGAUUUCGAUUUUGAUUUGAAAAAAUAACGGAAACUAGUAGUAAAGCAUG
Molecule: messenger RNA, 2213 nt
Organism: Malania oleifera
Lineage: Eukaryota; Viridiplantae; Streptophyta; Magnoliopsida; Santalales; Ximeniaceae
Exons: 2
Coding region: 501-1922 (473 amino acids)
Source: RefSeq, a predicted model, not a curated record